Camelina sativa (false flax) is the source of this 600-nucleotide messenger RNA. RefSeq lists its product as uncharacterized. The record is from RefSeq and is a predicted model, not a curated record. Lineage: Eukaryota; Viridiplantae; Streptophyta; Magnoliopsida; Brassicales; Brassicaceae.
CGGAGUUGUUUAGGAGGCGCAGCUAGUUAUGGGUCGAUAUAAACGCGAACGUCUUCGCGUAAGAGUCAUAAUGGAUAACAUGAAAGAUCCUCUGCUCAUAGAUCGGGAACGUACCGCUGCCCGAAAUCGUCCACUAAAACGGACUGGAAAACGGACUGGAAAACCGACUGUUUUGUGUGAGGGAAACCAUCAGGUUUGCGACUCUGAUAAAUUUGAUACUCAGCAGGAAAACUUGCCCCAGUCUCCGCCAUCAAGAUUGGCCUCACAGGGUGGCUCUAAAGCUUCGCUGCACGCUUGUUCUACCACCGGUAUGAAAACAAUCCAAUCAGAUCAUUUGAAGGGAUGUGAUCAGUAUCAGACCACUGAAUCUCCGAGCAAGUUCAAAGAUGUGAUUCCUCCACAAACGCAAAGCUUCUGAAAGCAAGAAGAAGCUCGCUAUGAUCAUUAGCGCAAAUUCCCAUAUCCACCACUCUAUAAAACUGCGCUCUCUUUUCUUUCACUUAUCAUUUUAUCAUCCCUGUUUUUGUAACUUAAAAAACCUUGAGAUGCUUUAUCAUGCUUACGUACUAUGGGAAUGUGUUUUAUUCUGUGAAUAUCUUU